GCGCGCCCGGCCAUUGUCCGUCUAUGCAAUAGCUUCAUUCAUCAUUUUUCACCUCCCAAAAGCAGAACGUCAUCAAUGGCGAUUGUCUCUUAUAAGCUCCUUUCGCUUUUACCCCUUCUUCUUGCUUCUCUAGCCGUACUUUCACGGGCCAUGAUCACCCCCAACGGAAAAACAAAGACGACGUCGUCUUUGUUCGACGUCCAGGCUUCAAUACGCAAAACGCUCGACGUCUUUUCUCCCGGUUCUCGGGAAGUAGAGGAUUCUCUUAAAGAUGAUGAUCAUAGAUCUCAUUCUUCCUCUUCUUCAUCUGAAAGAUCAUACUCAUUUACAUUGCGUCCCCGGUUGUCAGUUAGGCCAACCAGGGCGAGAGACUACAAGUCGCUUAUGGCUGCUAGACUCGCGCGAGACUCGGCCCGAAUGAAAUCGCUUCGGGCACGCCUUGACCCGGCGGUUGAAACAGAUGCAGAUCAAGACGCACCCGUUACAUUCUCGUCAAAUUCAGGUGUGGGCGAAUACUUCGUUAGUCUUGGAAUUGGUGACCCGCCGCAACAGAUUAACAUGAUAAUGGACACCGGAAGCGAUGUUUGCUGGGUCAGCAAAACCGUUUUCGACCCGUCGAAAUUGCCUACAUACCAUGAGCUCGCGUGCAAUGCCCCACUGUGUCAAUCCUGCAACAACAACAACAAGUGCACUUUCAAUUUGAAAUACGGUGAUGGAUCGACAGCCUCCGGUGUACUUGCGCCGGAAAAAGUAACAUUUUCCGGCGGUUCUUCCGUUGACGGCAUCGUGAUCGGCUCGGCAGAUGUAGCCUGGGGUAUGUGGGCCGGAGCCGGCGCAUUGGUCGGCCUCAGCCGUGGCGCGGUGUCUCUGAGUUCCCAGAUGAACGCCUCCUCUUUCUCCUACUGCCUCGUUGACCAGGACUCUAAAUCCAAGUCAACUCUGGACUUCAACUCGGAUGCCCCCGCGGGAUCCGUCUUUGCCCCUUUACUCAGCAAUCCACCGACGCCCAAUUUCUAUUACGUUGGACUGGCCGGGAUUAGCGUCGGCGGCGGGGGUGUGAUCUCCGCCCUGCCGGGUUCCGGCGGUCAAGCCAUCGUUGACUCGGGAACGGCGAUGACCAGAUUUCCAAGAGAUCUGUACACGGCGGUCGAGAAUGAAUUCAUCCGAUUGAUGGGCAAUACCUCAAGGUGGAGCGUGCCCCCAUUCAACACGUGUUUCGAUUUGAAGGACAACAAAAGUGCGAACGUGACAACGUUGUCGUUCCACUUCUCAAAUGAUAAUGUGUUGACUUUGCCGCCGGAGAAUAUUCUGGUACCGGUGGACUCGUCGGGAACGUUUUGCUUCGCCUUUGCGGUGGCGGCGUCCACUACAAUAAUCGGGAACCUGCAGCAGCAGGGGAUGCGGGUCAGUUUCGACCUAGACAACAACGACAUAGGUUUCGCUCCGGGUCAAUGCUAGUAAUUUAAAGUCGUAUUAUUAAUGUGUUUGUGUUUCCCACCACUCCUAAUAGCAUAAAUGUAAUCACUCACCUCCUAAUUUAUUUGCUUUUGAGAACAUUUUAA
Cuscuta epithymum is the source of this 1562-nucleotide messenger RNA. NCBI's taxonomy places the organism in Eukaryota, Viridiplantae, Streptophyta, Magnoliopsida, Solanales, Convolvulaceae. The record is from the annotation of a GenBank genome assembly.